This is a messenger RNA of Arachis stenosperma, 1353 nucleotides long. RefSeq lists its product as uncharacterized. The transcript is spliced from 6 exons. NCBI's taxonomy places the organism in Eukaryota, Viridiplantae, Streptophyta, Magnoliopsida, Fabales, Fabaceae. The record is from RefSeq and is a predicted model, not a curated record. Gene Ontology annotation, cellular component: endoplasmic reticulum. The coding region runs from base 180 to 1196 and encodes 338 amino acids. Gene Ontology annotation, molecular function: calcium ion binding.
GGCUAAUAUGUAGCAUUACUAAAUAAUUAGAGCCAUUAAUUAACACAGAGAUUGCUCUAUCUAUGUACCUGUAACUGCAAGUAACUAAUUCUAACCAUGAAUAACCGUUUUUCCCUCCCAAAAGAAUAGUAAUAUUCCUUUCUCUCUUUUCUCUCUUGAUUGAAGUUGGAAAAUUAAGCAUGUCAAAGGUGGUGGUUUAUCUCUUGAUAGCCACCGCCAUAUUGGGCUUCAUAGUCUUUUCACCAUGUAACCCUAACGAGGAACCCAAUGCUCGCCUUAACCGGAGGCUAGGGUUUAUGCUACAAGAUCGAGCACCGCACUUUGAUCCUCUCAUGGUGAAGAUCAAGACGCAUCCUCCUCGGAGUUUAGACAACAGCUCAUCAGUCAAGGAUGUUGCGGACACCUACCAGUAUCUGACGUCGGCCGGAAGAUUGAACACGACGCUGCGAUUGAUUAUCUUGUUUCCGUUGCUGGAUCGAGAGCCCAAGGAUGGUGCCGUUAGUUUCAAUGAGUUGCAGGCUUGGAUCACGCAACGUGCCAUGGAGAGGUUGGAUUAUGUCACGCAGGCUGAGUUGGAUUCCAAAGACAUGGAUCAAGAUUCAGCUCUCUCUUUCCGAGAGUAUUUGCCUAAUUUUUCUCAGAACGAUAUAGAGAAAAGAGAGAUGGGGCAUGGUGAAGCAGGAUGGUGGAUGGAGAAAUUUAAUACUGCAGAUAUUGAUCACAAUGCAGUUCUCAACUUCACAGAGCUUAGAGACUUUUUGCACCCUGAAGAUAGUGAAAAUCAAAAUAUGUUGAAAUGGUUGUUACGAGAUAGACUUAAGCGAAUUGAUGAUGGAACCGAUGGGAAACUUGAUUUCAAAGAAUUUGAAGACCAUGUAUAUGUGACAUACGAAAGUUAUAUGGACUUUGAAAGUAAUGGAACGAAUGUACCCAAUGCAAAGGACAAGUUUUCUGAGCUUGAUGUGAAUAAGGACCAAUUCUUGUCACCGGAAGAAUUAAUACCAAUACUCCCUUAUCUCUACCCAGGAGAGCUAGCUUAUGCUAGAUAUUACACCUACUAUUUAAUGAAUGAGGCUGAUGACAAUAAAGAUGGAAAAUUAUCACUGGAAGAAAUGCUUGAUCAUGAAUUUAUUUUCUACAGCACAGUUCAUGCUGAUGGCCAUUCGGAAAGUGAUGAUGAACAUGAUGAGCUUUGAAGUUAAAUGUUUUAAAAACAAGGUUACAAGUGUACUUAAAUAGUUUUUUUUUUUAAUUUUGUAAAGUAUGCGAUUCAAUUCAAUGCUUUUUUCUUUUCCUAUUCUUUUAAAGAAGACACAAACCAAAACUAAUCAAUAAGUUUUGGCAUUAAAAUUG